This is a messenger RNA of Elgaria multicarinata webbii, 7349 nucleotides long. It is a transcript of the gene NFATC3, whose product is annotated as nuclear factor of activated T cells 3. Gene Ontology annotation, biological process: calcineurin-NFAT signaling cascade; cytokine production; regulation of transcription by RNA polymerase II. Gene Ontology annotation, molecular function: RNA polymerase II cis-regulatory region sequence-specific DNA binding; DNA-binding transcription factor activity, RNA polymerase II-specific; transcription factor binding. Lineage: Eukaryota; Metazoa; Chordata; Lepidosauria; Squamata; Anguidae. Gene Ontology annotation, cellular component: transcription regulator complex. The record is from RefSeq and is a predicted model, not a curated record. The coding region runs from base 87 to 3401 and encodes 1104 amino acids. The transcript has 10 exons.
CCUUCCUCCCGCCCUUCUCCUCGCCUCAGCCCAGCCCAGCGGAGCCCGGCGCGGCGGCGGGGUCUGGGCUCCUCACCCGCCCCCCGAUGACUGCGGCAAACUGCGGCGGCGCCAACGACGAGUUCGACUUCAGGCUCAUCUUCGGGGAGGACGGGCAGCAGCCCGGGCCGGGGCCGCCGUCGACGACGACGCCACUGCCACAGCCGCUUGGGCCUGCGGCAGCAGCAGCAGCAGAUCUUGAACCUGAUGAUUGUGCAUCUGUGUGUAUCUUCAGCGUAGAUCAUUCAUCAUCUGUAAAUCAUCCUAUUUGUAUCCCUUGUCAUGGAUUUCAAUCACACCCUUCUCCUUUGUCUUCGCCUACUAGACUACAGGGUCAUAAAGGCUAUGAAGGAACAUGUGAAAUACCAGAAUCAAAAUACAGUCCCUUAGGUGGUCCUAAGCCCUUUGAGUGUCCUAGUAUUCAAAUUACAUCUAUCUCUCCUAACUGUCAUCAAGGAAUUGAAGCCAGUGAAAAUGAAUUGCACACAAAUGGCCCUCAAAAUGAAUAUAUGGAAAGGCCUUCAAGGGAUCACUUGUAUCUUCCGCUUGAGCCAUCUUACAGGGAAUCAUCCCUUAGUCCAAGUCCUGCCAGCAGCAUUUCCUCUCGGAGCUGGUUCUCGGAUGCCUCCUCUUGCGAGUCAAUCUCUCAUAUUUAUGAUGAUGUGGAUUCAGAACUGAAUGAAGCUGCUGCUCGAUUUACCCUUGGGUCACCUUUGGCAUCUCCUGGAGGUUCUCCAAGGGGAUGUCUGGUGGAUGAACCUUGGCAACCAUCAUAUGGAUUUGGGCAUGCCUUGUCACCUAGACAAUCUCCUUGUCAUUCUCCUAGGACUAGUAUCACAGAUGAAAAUUGGCUUAGCCCUAGGCCGACCUCAAGACCAUCAUCAAGGCCUACAUCACCAUGUGGGAAACGGCGACAUUCUAGUGCUGAGAUCUGUUACAUUGGUUCACUUUCUCCUCACCAUUCUCCAACUCCAUCACCAGGACACUCUCCUAGGGGAAGUAUAACAGAAGACACAUGGCUAAAUUCUUCUUUCCAUGGUCCGACUCCUGGCCUUUCACCUUUUCAGUGUUGUGCAGAGACUGACAUCCCUCUUAAAAGAAGAAAUACCUCGGAGGAUCAAACUGCCAUUAUAACAGGAAAAAUAGAGCUUUGUUCUGAAGAACAGGGUUGUGUAUCACCAUCCCUUGAAAAUGCAAUAGAUGAUAGCUCUGGAUCGCAGCAUACAUUAAAAAAAGACUUGUCAGGUGACCAAUUUCUUUCUGUUCCUUCACACUUUACCUGGAACAAACCAAAGCCUGGCCAUACUCCUAUUUUUCGCACAUCUUCGUUGCCUCCCCUAGACUGGCCUUUGCCAACUCAAUAUGGACAGUGUGAAUUGAAAAUAGAAGUACAACCAAAAACUCAUCAUAGAGCACAUUAUGAAACUGAAGGUAGUAGAGGAGCAGUAAAAGCAUCUACUGGUGGGCAUCCUGUAGUGAAGCUUCUGGGUUAUAGUGAAAAACCAGUAAACCUACAGAUGUUCAUUGGGACAGCAGAUGACCGUUACUUACGGCCACAUGCCUUUUACCAGGUGCAUAGAAUCACAGGGAAAACAGUUGCUACUGCUAGUCAAGAAAUAAUUAUUGCUAGCACAAAGGUCUUGGAAAUUCCACUUCUUCCUGAAAACAAUAUGUCAGCCAGUAUUGAUUGUGCAGGGAUUUUGAAACUCCGCAAUUCAGACAUAGAACUUCGUAAAGGGGAAACAGAUAUUGGAAGGAAAAAUACAAGAGUACGACUUGUUUUUCGAGUACACAUCCCGCAGCCUAGUGGAAAAGUCUUAUCCCUUCAAGCUGCUUCAAUACCUGUUGAAUGCUCUCAGAGAUCGGCUCAAGAACUUCCUCAGAUAGAGAAAUACAGCAUCAAUAGUUGCUCAGUAAAUGGAGGCCACGAAAUGGUUGUUUCAGGAUCUAACUUCCUUCCGGAAUCAAAAAUAAUAUUUCUUGAAAAGGGGCAAGAUGGACGGCCCCAGUGGGAGGUAGAAGGAAAAAUAAUUAGGGAGCGGAGUCAAGAGGUUACAAUUGUUCUUGAAAUUCCUCCGUAUCACAACAAAACAAUUACAGCUGCUGUGCAGGUGCAGUUCUAUGUUUGCAACGGCAAGAGGAAAAAAAGCCAGUCUCAGCGUUUUACUUACACUCCAGUUGUACUGAAACAAGAGAACAGAGAUGAAAUGGAUUUGUCUUCAGUUCCAUCAUUGUCCCUGACUCGUUGUACAGGUGUUAAAGGACUCUCUUCUCUCCAAACUCAGCUGCCUUCACCAGAUCCAGGGCUCUCACAUGAUAGUUUACUUUCUACUUCACCCAGGAGCCUUGUAUGCCCAGUUCAGCAAACAUACACACCCAUGGUGUCCACAGCAGUAUCUCAGUUGUCACACAUCCAAAGUAGAAACAUUAGUCCCGGUGAAGAGCAUCCUGUUUUGUCUCCAGCUGUAGUCCACCAGUCUUUUCAGGUAACAUCAGCUUCUUCUGUGAGGCCUUCCUACCAGCCUAUACAAUCUAAUGUUAUGUUUAAUGGACAGUCUGGUCUUCCCAUGAACUCCGCCUCCUCCAGCCAAGGAUAUGAUGGAAUGUCAUUUCAACAAGAUGCAGCUGUACCUCCACUGAUAAACCUUAGCUGCCAAUCUCUACCACCAAUGCCGUAUCAUUCAUCAAAUCCAGGUUCAGUGUCAACUUCCACUGCAACAGGAGGCCAUCCUUCAACACACCCCGCUCAUUCAAGGCAAUCAUCACCUCAUCUGCAAUCAAUGGGGUACCACUGUCCAAAUCCUCAGCAAAAUUCUGUCCCUUCUGCAAUGACUCAGUCCCUUGGACAUCCUUCCACACAGUUGCAGCAAGUCACUUACCAUUCUUCAAAUGCAGGUAACACUUCAUCACCAUCCCCAAAAUCUUCUCAUUCUUUGGUCCAUUCACCACGAUCUGGGCCAUCUUCUCCACAAUUGCAGCCUAUGCCUUACCAGUCUCCUAGCUCAGGACCUGCCUCAUCUCCUCCUCCAACUACUGUUAGUCAUUCUGGACAACAGUCCCCACAGGCACACAGUCCAGGUUUGGGAGGAAUUGCUGCAGCUUCAUCCUUGAUGCAUCAUAGCAUAUGUGAUGCAUCUUCAUUUUCAUCAGAGGGGUCAGCUGUUAACGUUAAACCUGAACCUGAAGAUCGAGAAUUGAAUUUUCAGACAAUGGGGCUGCAAGACAUCACCUUAGAUGAUGUGAAUGAAAUAAUAGGAAGAGAUAUGUCACAGAUCUCCGUGUCCCAUGGAGGAGGAAUAGCCAUCCAUUCUCCACACGCAUGUUCCGCAUCUUUGGAGGCAGGAAUAUCGGAUGGAGUUUAGUAGCAACUAAGCUUAUGACUUAAGUGACCCAGAAAACUUCGCACUUUUCCUGUGAAUACUGCUUCAUCCCCCUCUUUAGAUGUACCGUGCUUCCGACUUUGUGGCCUUGAUGAUCUGGAACAGUGGAUCCUUGCAGAGCUGUUCUGGGAGGGUGGGAAGGGGUUACACUUCUAGUUUAGGGACAGAGCAGUCUAAUUUUAGCUUUUUAGGAUGCUGUACAAAUUCUUUGUAAAAAUGGACACAAAGAAGCGACACAAGCUACUUUAACCUUGAAAAAAAAAAUACCAAUGAGCUUUGCUUGUUUUGUGCAUUUAAUAGAAUUCUUUUAUAUUAAGUGCUUAAUUGUAUGGAGAAAUUUAGUUUUGCUCUCAAUAUGCACAGUACUGAAUGUGGGGAGUUGUUUUUUUUUAAAUACACAUCUUCAUAUGCUGCUUUUCCUUAGAAGAGAUAAUAGGAUUGUAAUAUAAAUUUGUAUACCUUUGGGCAGGAGGUCUUUUUGAAGAGCCUUUAAGCUUAUAUUGUUUAAAAGAGAACUUUUUUAUAAUGAAAUCUUCCAGAGGCACAAACGUACCUGUCAUCUUAAGCCAAUGCCUUUGGAAGUCUUGCGUAUAGAAGAUUAUUAGCAUUUUCUUCGGAUUUUUAGGAAGCAAAGCCAAAUGUAGGUCUGUGUUCUUCAUACAUUGAAACCUUUGGGUAGGCUGCGAAGAGACCAUUCCACCAUGGAAAUAUUGGGAUAGAAAUGACAUUCCAAAAUCUAACUUUUUUAACUUUAUACCCCUUGCUAGUACAGGCCCCCUUUAACAGAAGCAGCUUUACUUGUUCAGAACAUUUUCUAUAAAUGCUCAUUUUUAAGAAAGCAAAUUAAGAUUUUUGGAUAUAUACAAAAGCCAUACUCUAUAAGGAUACCUUUUGGUCAGAGUUGUUUUAAGCAAGGCUUCUCCACACUGUCUUGAAAUCCCUCAGGUAGGGGUUUUUUCCUGUUAGAUAAAUCUGAUUUAUAUCUCUUGUUACUUGAAUUGGCUUCUUAAAAUAUUUCUGAUGGCAUUGUGGCACUUCUGUUCACAGGAGUUCAUCCUCUAAGACAGGGAUGGGUAACUUGUGGCAUUCAAAUGUUUUGGCCUACAACUCCCAUCAUUCCUCACCAUGGGCCAUGGUCAUGAAGGCUGUUGGAAGUUGUAGCCCAGAACACCUGGAAGGCCACAAGUUGUCUAGCCAUGUUUUAUGUAGCCCGAGUAUAUACUAAAGGGAAUGUAAUAGAUUUUGAUAAAUCAGUAGAACAUGUUCCAGAUUUUGAACAAUUCUUGAAGCCCUCAUGCUGUAACAGGUGUUCUUAACACUGCUAAUAAAGGCAGCUUACUGGCAGUGAUCAGGGGCACAAUCCACCAUAAGCUCUUGUGCAAGCACCAUUGAAAAUAACGGGGUUUGUGACCUUCUGCAUCUCCCAUUGUACUUUCAGUAGCCCACACCAUCGAGGAAUAAUGUUUACACUAUGCCUUUGAAUUGUCAGGCCUCUCUGAAUAGGAAAAAAAAAUUAGGAGUGCAACUGAAACUGCCAAGUGGCACCAUUUCAUGUUUGUGGUUCACACAAUGGUAUAACUCAUAGGGGCUUCUCUGAUUACAGAAUUUGUCUGAUACAGAAUCCAAACAUUAAAGAUGAGAAUCCCCGGUAGAUAAAGUUGAUUUUUGUUGUUCUGUGUAUAGUUAAUAUUUCUACUAAAACUGAAAAUCAAGCUUAUUCAGCUUUAGCUGUGUUAUCUGUACAGCACCAUGUACAUUGAUGGUGCUAUAUAAAUAAAUAAUAAUAAUAAUAAUUAGCUGACCAAACGGAAUAGGAGACUCCAAAUUGGAAUGAACGUUAAGAAGGGUGCUUUUGUUUUGAAAGCCAUAAGGGUGAGAUUAAACUACUGUCCUCUUGUUGUUUUUAGCUAAUUUACAUUGCAACAUAAGUCUUAAUUACAUCCAAUGUUUUGAUUCCUUGUUAGAAGCAAGAUGGGCUCUUUACUCGCAUGCUAUCACCAGCCUGCUGACAGAGGCUGUAAGGCCUAUCCUGGGAACUCUCCAGGAAACAUGAAUAGGAAGUUCAGUGAGUUUUAAGUAUGCUCCCCUCUUGUGAAGAGACCGUUUUGUUCUUCAAGUUACAUACUACCCUAUUGCAAAAACGAAAUAUAGCAGGUUCAGGUGUGUUUGCUCAGCUUCAGCAGAAAACUAUGCCUGUCCUUUUCAGGAACAACAAAACGAUUCCAGUAAAGUUCAGAAUUAAUAUUUAAGCAUGGUAAUAGUAGAUGACUGUCCAGACAAAUGUGUAGAUUUUUUGUUGGGAUCUACAUCGCAAGAGCAGGAAAGGAAUCUGCCUUCAUAUGAGCUGCUACCUUGAAUGUUGUAAUCAGGUGGAUGUGACGUUUUGGUAGCUCCUAAGUUGGUGCAGCAUUUUGCGCCCUCCCCCCCCCCCCCCCCGCUCCCCUCCCUCAGGUAGAUCUACAUUUGCUCCUGAGAUACUUAACAUUCUCAUUUUUUCUGUGAUUACAAAAUUGCAAUGUGUAACUAUUAGACAUCAAAGGGGCAGUUCUGCUGUUUGGAGAAGGUGGCCUCUAGUGUUCCUUUGCAAGUAAAUCUGUCUUCUGUUCACUGUGUUCAAACCGUUUUAAAAGAAGCUGAAGUAUGGCUAGUUACGCUGUAGCACUUUGCUCCUUUUUAAAUAGCCGAAGCCUUUAAUGUAUACUUUGUGAUGGUGGCUGUAUUACAGUUUUCGCUCCUUAUAAUGGUUCUGCAGUAACCAAUGGUUGCAGGGAGAUUUUGCAUUUCAGAGCUUUCUCUAAUCUGUGGGUUUUUAUGCCCCUUGAUGGUGCGUGGUACAGCCUCUUCUCCCUUCUAGACCGUCUUGAGUAGUUUGAAUUUAUAUUGUACCUAACAUGUGGGAACCCAAACAAUCCCGUGUUGCUAUGCACUAAGUGAGCAAUCCACCUCGCACUGCAGCUUCACAGCCUCUCUCCAUCUCAGCAAGAUUUGCGUAGGAGCUCCUUGUAAAUGCCUACUGAAACGAAUGGAGAUUUUGCAGCAGUGGAAUUGGUGGAUUGUUCACAAAAUCUUCUGAUGCCUUUAAAUACCUUGAUGCCUGUAGAUGUAGAAAUGCUUUCCUAUUUAAAACAAAAUUAUAGACUUUGGGUACUAAAAUGGUUGUAUUUGCCUUGUAAAAGCUUCAAUACAAGGGUCUUAAUUUUAUUUUUUUGCUUGUGUGAUGCUAUAGAUAAGACUGUUAAUCAUGUGUAAUGUAGUGGAUAUAAAAGCACACGAUCUCCAUUGGACUAUGCAACUUACGAUUUUCAGCAGCAGCCUGUGACUGGCUUCUACCUUUUGCUAGCCUCUCUUGCCUCCAAAUCUACAAUUACUUUCUACGCUGGUGUCCAAUUUUUUAAAAAAUAUGAUGGGAAGCAUUAAUAAAGUAACAUCUUUUGCAGAAAGAUUGGAGGCUUUUGUAAAUCAAAUGAGGGGCAGUCAAUGGCUCAUUUGACAUGGGCUUUAAAAGUAGUUUGGUUUUACCAAAGUUUGACCACAAUCUGGCACUCAUUGUAAUAAAACUGUUCAUCAGAAAAAUGGAACUGCCAUCCUUUAUAAACCAAAGAUUAAAGAAGAAGAUAACAAAUUUUGUUGGGAUGCAAACAAAUCUUGGAAAACUCUAUUUUUGAUACACAGAAUGAAUGUCAUUCCUUGAGGUUUGGAGAUUGUUCAAAUUGAAGUUUUAUAUUUAACUAUGUGGGACAAUAAUGAUUUAAGACUAAAGGUUACAUUCUAGAUGUUUACAGAGCCUUGUAUUGUAAUUUCAUGUACAUUUUGUGUAUUAAACCUUUUGUAAGUUAUGAUUGCAGUGCUACAUGCAGAAAUACAAAGGGAAAAAAUGCGUUUUAGGCUCUUGAAUCAUAGUGUUGAAAUAAACAAGAAAAUGCAUACAAA